UGGCUGGCAGAGGUUGCAAUUGCAUUUUUUGUUUAGAACUCUUAGGACCCAAAAAUAUUUAAAUAUUCAGCGUCCACAGGUCUUGGGUAUUGUUAAUUGUAAUACAAAAAUACGUAACGUGUUUGCAAAUAAAUAUAUUUUAUUAUAACAAUGAGUUUAGUAGCAAACACCGGGAAGUUAGCAGGGCGAACCCUGUUUAUAACAGGUGCUUCCCGUGGCAUCGGCAAGGCGAUUGCUCUGAAAGCGGCUAAGGAUGGUGCUAACGUCGUUAUUGCUGCGAAAACAGGGGAGCCACAUCCUAAACUGCCAGGCACUAUUUACACAACAGCCGAAGAAGUGGAAGCCUUAGGAGGCAAAGCAUUGCCAUGUAUAGUUGAUGUGAGAGAUGAGAAGCAGAUACAAACUGCUAUUGAUGAGGCUGUUAAAAAGUUCAACGGGAUCGACAUUCUCGUGAACAAUGCUUCAGCGAUCUCACUGACUGGCACCGCUCAGACGGACAUGAAGAGAUACGACCUCAUGCAUAACAUCAACACAAGAGGCACUUUCUUAGCGUCUAAGCUCUGUCUGCCACACCUGAAGAACAGCAACCAUGCGCACAUACUGAACCUGUCUCCUCCGCUCAAUAUGAACCCCUAUUGGUUCUCGGUGCACGUGGCGUACACGAUGGCGAAAUACGGCAUGUCCAUGUGCGUGCUCGGCAUGAGCGAGGAGUUCAAGCCGCUCAACAUCGGCGUCAACGCGCUCUGGCCCAGGACUGCGAUCGCGACGGCGGCGAUCGAGAUGUUGACGGGCGACACGUCGACGAGCCGCAAGCCCGACAUCGUGUCCGACGCCGCGUACGUCAUGCUGUGCAAGGACCCGAAGAGCUACACGGGCAACUUCGCUAUAGACGACGACGUGGUCACCGCCGCCGGGGUCAAAGACCUCACGCCAUACGCCUGUGACCCCAAGAAAGCCGACAAACUCCUACUGGACGGGUUCUUGGACGAGGCUACGCGAGGCGGCGCCAAAAACGUGUCCACACAACACGCGCGCGGCUACCACACCUCCGCCGUGCUCAGGUCCGAGCAAAAGUCUGAAUCAGCCGGGCAAAUCCCCACGUUGUUCGAGCUGAUCGGCAAAACCAUCACACCGGAGCUAGUCAAGAAAACGCAAGCCAUCUACCAGUUCAAUGUUAAAGGCAAGGAGGAGGGAGUAUGGCACCUAGACCUGAAAAACGGCGACGGUAUGUGCGGCCAGGGCGAACCCAAGCACCCGGCCGACGCCAUACUCACAAUGGACAGCAACAACUUCGCUGAUAUGUUUGCUGGUAAGUUGAAACCAGCAACCGCAUUCAUGAUGGGCAAACUCAAGAUCAAAGGUGACCUGCAGAAAGCUAUGAAGUUGGAGAAGAUGAUGGCAUCCCUAAAGAAAAGGGCCUAAAUUAUAUUAUAUUAGUUGAACAAGUGACAAUAACACUAGCAACUACUGUUACAGAGAUUUAGAACUUGACUGAACCAAUGAAUGCAAAAAGAUUUUAUAUACAGAUUCUAUUUUGUAAAUGAGUUGUAAAAUAGAGUUGUGAGAUUGUUUUUAUUAUCAAAUUUAUUGUUGAAAGUACAUUUUUUAAAGAUUUAUAUUUUUAAUCUCAAGGCAGCUUAUGUCUUAUGUAAGUUUGCAAUGCUUUGUCGAGUGCUCACAAAUGUUUUACGUUAUUGAUUUAUGUUGUUGGUAGUUUUUAUCCUUCAUUUUGGAUACAGUAAGUCCACAUACUAAUAUGAAAUAUCUAUGCAGCAAAUAAUUAUUCGAGGUAUGCCCUUUUUCUGACAUGUGGAGUCAAGCGGACUUUGUAAAGUUAUUUGCCAUGUAUAAUAUAUUUUUAUAAAGGUUCUAUGGGCGACGGCAGAAAAAAAAUUCCAAGGGGUGCAGAUUUUAGUUUCCUUCCUUUUUUUUUUGGGCACCCCCCUGCCGUCGCCCAUGAUAGGUUCUUAUAGUUUGACGUAACCAGUAAACUAAAUGCUUUAAUAAUAAUCUAUGCUCAUUCUUAUAAUUCUUUUACGAAAAUUGGAAAUAAUAAUUAUGUACGUACACUAUACCAGAAAUGCCUGGUUUUUGUGUAUGUGUAUCAUAAGUAAGAAAAGAAAUGUAGCGCAAUAUAGGUUCCUUAAAAGACUGUCUUGUAAGGUGCAAAAAUUGUAUUUUUAUACAGAAUUAUAAAAAAAUGGUGUAAUUAUUUGAAAAUAUACAGUAUUUAUAAGGUAUAUGCACAGAUAUACAAAAAUAUUAUGAUAAAAAUAAAGAAAUGUAUAAUUGUA
Molecule: messenger RNA, 2294 nt
Organism: Aricia agestis (brown argus)
Lineage: Eukaryota; Metazoa; Arthropoda; Insecta; Lepidoptera; Lycaenidae
Gene: Hsdl2
Product: hydroxysteroid dehydrogenase-like protein 2
Exons: 12
Coding region: 151-1422 (423 amino acids)
Cellular component (GO): mitochondrion
Source: RefSeq, a predicted model, not a curated record